Aspergillus aculeatus ATCC 16872 is the source of this 1809-nucleotide messenger RNA. RefSeq names its product polynucleotide adenylyltransferase. The transcript has 7 exons. The record is from RefSeq and is a predicted model, not a curated record. Bases 1 to 1809 code for a protein of 602 amino acids. NCBI's taxonomy places the organism in Eukaryota, Fungi, Ascomycota, Eurotiomycetes, Eurotiales, Aspergillaceae. Gene Ontology annotation, molecular function: poly(A) RNA polymerase activity; RNA binding. Gene Ontology annotation, cellular component: nucleus.
AUGACAGCACCACCAGCCAGGCAGUGGGGAGUUACUCCUCCGAUUUCCACCGCCCUUCCUACUCCAGAUGAGCUUACCGCCAACGAUGAUUUGAUUUCCGAGCUGAAGGCGCAGAAUAACUUCGAAAGUCCGGCGGAGACCGAACGAAGACAACAAGUCCUUCAACUUCUUCAGCGUGUCGCCAUCGAGUUUGUCAAAGUUGUCAGCCGCAAGAAGGGUCUCUCUCCUGCAGCCGUGGAGGCAGCUGGAGGGAAGAUUCUCACAUACGGCAGUUACCGCCUUGGUGUCUAUGGGCCAGGUUCGGAUAUUGAUACGCUGGUGGUCGGACCCAAGCAUGUCGUCAUCGACGAUUUCUUUGCUGAAUUCCCCCUUGUGCUUGAACAGAUGGCCCCACCUGGAGCAAUCGAGAAAAUGACACCAGUCCCCGAUGCGUUCGUCCCAAUUAUAAAGAUGGAGCUGUCGGGCAUUAGCAUCGAUCUGAUAUUCGCGCGCCUGAUCGUACCAUCCGUGCCUAUGAGUCUCGACCUGAAGAACAAUGAUUAUCUGCGAGGCUUGGAUGAAAAGGAAGUUCGGUCGCUCAAUGGAACCCGUGUGACCGACCAGAUUCUGGAGCUUGUACCUCAGCAAAAAACCUUCCGCCUGGCCUUGCGCGCCAUUAAGCUGUGGGCACAGCAACGAGCGAUUUAUGCCAAUGUUGUGGGAUUCCCAGGUGGCGUUGCUUGGGCAAUGCUUGUCGCACGAGUGUGUCAACUAUACCCUCAAGCCACCGGCUCAGUCAUUGUUGGCAAAUUCUUCCGAAUCAUGACAAAGUGGGCCUGGCCUCAGCCCGUCUUACUGAAGCCAAUUGAAGAUGGCCCUCUCCAAAUGAAAGUGUGGAACCCUAAGAUCUACAACGGUGAUCGAUUCCAUUUGAUGCCCAUUAUCACGCCUGCCUAUCCGUCCAUGUGCGCUACUCACAAUGUUUCCGUGUCAACCAAGACUGUGAUUCUUCGAGAGUUACAGAGGGGCGGUGACAUUGUGGAUAAGAUUUUCAUGAAGCAGCUCAACUGGAAUGAUUUGUUUAAACGGCACACGUUCUUCACUCAGGACUACAAAUACUACCUCAGCAUUACGGCUUCCAGCCGAACCAAGGAAGCAGAGUCGGUGUGGUCUGGUCUUGUGGAAUCUAAAAUCCGCCACCUCGUCGGUGCCCUUGACAGGAAGGCUACAAUUGCCGUCGCCCACCCAUUCCCUAAAGGUUUCGAGAGGGUACACAAGGUUUCUUCCGAGGAGGAAAUUGAGGCAGUCAAGACUGGCUCCACUAAGUAUCAAGAUAGGGAAAUCAAAACCGAGACCACUGAUGAGACUAAGGAUGCGGCCCACGAAGCUGCUGCGCAAAACGGUGCGGAAAACAAAGAGAUUCCGGCUACGGAAGAGAAAGCUGCCGAGGACACCCGAGUCAUGUAUACGGCAACGUACUAUAUUGGGCUGGAGCUGAAACCACUCGAACCAGGUGCCUCACGGUCAUUGGAUAUCUCAUCCGAUGCCCAGCUGUUCAAGUCUCUUUGCACCACAUGGCCUGGAUAUCAGCCCGGGGUCAUGGAUGUGGCUAUCACUCAUGUUCGCAAUUUCGAUCUGCCGGAUGAUGUUUUCCAACCCGGAGAGAAGAAGCCCCUUCGGCCGAAAAAGAAGGUCAUUAAGAAGUCCGACACAAGCGGCCACAAGCGGAGCAUCGAUUCAUUGGACGUAAGUGCAAACAAGAUAGUCAAAGUAUAUCACGAAGCGGCGUUGGCCCACGUAACGAAAUGCGCAUCAUCGCGUAUCGUGUGA